This is a messenger RNA of Naumovozyma dairenensis CBS 421, 891 nucleotides long. It is a transcript of the gene MAM1, whose product is annotated as Mam1p. Bases 1 to 891 code for a protein of 296 amino acids. The transcript has a single exon. Lineage: Eukaryota; Fungi; Ascomycota; Saccharomycetes; Saccharomycetales; Saccharomycetaceae. The record is from RefSeq and is a predicted model, not a curated record.
AUGAAAGCGAAAAAGUCUCCCACGAAACAUCAUGUCUUAACCACCAAGGAAAGUAACAUUCCAACAAAGAAACGUAAAAUAUCUUUGAAGAAUUCUCUAAAUAAAACUAGUAUUAGAAAAGAAAGUACAGAAAAAAAGGAAGCACUUAACAAGCCAAAUGAUAAGGAAAUAGAACAAAAAAAUAUCACAGAGGAUGAACAAACAAUUGAUCUAAAGAAUACCUCUCAUUACCUGUUAAAUAAAAUGAACUUGAAAUUGUUACAGAAAGAAAUAUUUAAACUUGAAACACGACCAAUGCCAUACCCUGAUAAUCUCUGUAGCAUGGAAAAUAUGAAGGAUCUAAAGAUAUCAAGACUUUGGUUCCUAUUUGAGUUGGAAAUGAUAUUAGAACAAAAAAUUAAUCUCCGAAAUUCAUGGUAUAAUUCGGAGAUUUAUCAAAAAAUAGAUGACGAUUGGCCUUCGACCAACUGUCUAGAUGAAAUACCUUCUGAAGGUUACGAGACAUUCCCAUUAAACCAAGUUUAUAUUCGACAUAUACCAGAAAUUCAAGAGAACCAGGACACUGAAAAAUGUGCUCAAAUAGGUAAUAUUGACGUUGAUAUCGAAAGUAUCCUAGACUAUGUUCCAAGUAGAAAAAUUCCUUCGAGCAAGCUAUCCUUACGAAAUAGGAAGGAUGUGUUUGAAAACCUUAACUUGGAUGCAAAGAAAAUCUUAGAAGAUAGCUCUGCAUCAGACCUGUUCUCUUCUUCCACUCUGCAGUUACCUAAGAAAGCAAAUAUAGAAACAAAUGAAAACACUAAUACGGGAAAGCAACCAACUAAGGAACAAGCCAAGAAAAAGCUAUGUGUCCUAGAAGAAAAAUUAAGGCAUUUUACUGGACUUCCUGAAUAA